AUGCCUUUGACUAAUCCGCAAGGCUCGCACCUGGGCCUCAUCCUCCCCCUCUGCACCUCCUCCGCUACCCUCGGCCUCGCACUCUUCCAAUACCCCCUCUUCCUCUCCUUCCUCCAACAACCCACCGACCUCUCCAACCCCAAGAGCAACAUCUCGGGCAAACCCCUCUCGACCUUCUGGUCCACCUUCAUGUAUACGGGCACUUCCGUCGCCCUAGCCAUCACGACCACCAGCGCCAUCGCCGGCCUCUUAUCCGCCCAAUGGCUGCGCACGCACGCCACGCUCGAGACGACAGAUGUGAGUAAAUGGUAUACUUAUGGCGCUGUGCUCGCGGCGGGACAUCUCCUUUUCGUGCCGGCUGUGGGGGGGCCGAUUGGGAGGAUUGUGGAGAAUGGGAAGGGGGAGGUGGGGAGUGAGAGUGAGGUGGAGAGGAGUAAUGCGGAGGAGCAGAAGAUGUGGUUGGUUUGGCAUACAGUAAGGACGCUUACGGUGGAUUUGGGGGCGCUUCUUUGUUUUGCUGAGGGGGCUGCGCUGAGUCUUUGGGUUAUUUGA
This is a messenger RNA of Recurvomyces mirabilis, 552 nucleotides long. RefSeq lists its product as uncharacterized. Bases 1 to 552 code for a protein of 183 amino acids. The transcript is spliced from 2 exons. The record is from RefSeq and is a predicted model, not a curated record. NCBI's taxonomy places the organism in Eukaryota, Fungi, Ascomycota, Dothideomycetes, Mycosphaerellales, Teratosphaeriaceae.